Nasonia vitripennis (jewel wasp) is the source of this 4321-nucleotide messenger RNA. RefSeq names its product venom metalloproteinase 3-like. The transcript has 18 exons. The record is from RefSeq and is a predicted model, not a curated record. NCBI's taxonomy places the organism in Eukaryota, Metazoa, Arthropoda, Insecta, Hymenoptera, Pteromalidae. The coding region runs from base 935 to 3328 and encodes 797 amino acids. Gene Ontology annotation, molecular function: metalloendopeptidase activity. Gene Ontology annotation, biological process: proteolysis.
CACUCGUCGUUGGUGCGGGCUAUGUGUACAGCUUGAACACAGUCCCCACCGUUGGGACCCACAGCCGGUCGGCGCUUUUCCCCCCACCUCUCGGGCCUCUCUCGGCGAAGUGAGCGCGCGCGGCCGUUUUGAGCUACGAGGACUCGGCGCUACGCUGGCCCGCAGUUAGACCGAGACCGUUCGCGCAUUCGCAUUAAAAUUUUGUACAGAGAGCCCGGAGCUGAGCAGCAGCAGUCGAGAGAGCGUGCUGCAGAGACUUUCGACGCGCUGCCGGCCUCUCUGCCCACUGCUCUUUCUCUCUCUCUCUCUCUCUCUCUCCUCCUCGCCUCGUUCGUUUCUUACCGAUUUUUCGCGCGAGAGGAUCGAGUUUCCCGGUGUGCCGCGUUUCUCGAUUUUCGAAAAGCCCGCCGUUCAGUUGUGACUAGUAAUACGCAUGACAGAGUGAACACACACUAGAAGAAGGAGAAGAGGAAGAAGAAGAGCCGAACACGGCAGUGAGAGCACAGCUGGAAAACGCUGCUGCCCCCGUAGCAGCCGCAGCAGCGUCGAAAGUCCACGGGAGCGAAAAAAGCGAGGGUUUACGUAAGGAGCGCCAAGCUCGAAUUAUACACCACACUCUCCCCUCCGAUCAAGGCAACGAAGACUCGGAAGGAGCCGCGUAGAUCAUCGAAGUUCAAAACAUCGGCCAGUGGGUGUUGGUGAAGUGACGAUCAGGAGAGCCGCAGUGAACAGUUAUUAUACAAGUUGAGAGAAAGAGACAGAUUGAAAAGAGAUAAAUUGAAUCGAGAAACGAAUAAUCGUGUCCGUGUCGCGAGCGUCGCACUAAAAGGAUGACGAGGAUUUCGCACGCCGUUACUAUGGAAACAUGAAGAAGACACAGAGCACGCAGCAACGCAAGCAGGAUCGACUUUUGCCCGCCGACCAUACAUGACCGAUGUGGCGCAACCCACCAGGAAUUCUCAUCUGCAAAAUGAUUCGCGUCCUCGUCUUCCUGUGCAUGGCGAUCCUACCCUUCGCAAGAUGCAGCAAGAUCCACGAACACAUGACCAGGGAGGAAAUGCUGACGGUGUUCCAGGCGGGCCACGAAUCCGUUCCAGCGUACGAGGUGGUGCCGGUUCUGCACACCGUGCACAGGCGGAGUCCGGAAGCAAGGCAGGAGGUGCACCUGAAGGCCUUUGGUAAGGACUACAAUCUGGCCUUGACGCCGAACGAUGGACUCUGGUCGGGGAAGCAGCUGGCCAUGUGGACCGUCGAUCGUAACGACUCGCAACUCGAUGGUCUGCAUUACCAAAGGAUUCCGGAAGAGGACACCUACAUCGGCGAUAUCUACCAGGACACGGGUAACAUGGCGUCCAUUCUGCUGCACCAGGACGCCAGUGGGAAAGUGCUUGUCGACGGAAACAUCGGCUCGGACUUGGUGAUCCGUCCGCUUCCCGAGCGAGUGGUCAAGGAAGUCGUAAGUAAGGUGGACGAGCUGCACGAACCGCAUUUACUGCCAAACGUAACGAGGACAAAGCGGAGCCUCGAGCACACUAGCCACCACGUCGUGUACAAAAAGCCGAUGCGGCCGAUGGACGACGAAUUCAGCGAUUUCGCGUUCAUGGAGCCGGAUCACCUAUCCAAGAGGUUCAGAUCGAAGAGAUCAGUUAGUAGCAUUAGGUCGAAGCGAGAAGCGCCAUACGUAAUUUACCCCGAAAUCCUCUGCAUCGUCGACUACGACGGAUACAGAUUGCACGGCGGCGAUAAUGUACAGAUCAAACGAUACUUCGUGUCAUUCUGGAACGGAGUGGAUCUUAGGUACAAGCUGCUAAAAGGCCCGAAGAUACGCAUCAGUAUCGCGGGUAUCAUCAUCUCUCGCGGAAGAGACGCCACGCCAUACUUAGAGAGGAACCGCGUGGGACGAGAUGCAAUCGACUCGGCAGCUGCGCUGACUGACAUGGGCAAAUAUCUAUUUCGAGAAAGAAGACUUCCGGUUUACGACAUCGCCGUUGCCGUUACAAAAUUAGAUAUGUGCAGGAGGCAAUAUGCGAAUGACGUGUGCAAUAGAGGAACCGCAGGUUUCGCGUACGUGGGUGGAGCUUGCGUCGUCAACAAGAGACUUGAAAAAGUAAAUUCGGUGGCUAUAAUAGAAGACACCGGCGGCUUCAGCGGCAUUAUCGUUGCUGCUCACGAAGUCGGUCAUUUAUUGGGCGCUGUACAUGACGGAUCGCCACCGCCGAGUUACCUCGGAGGACCUGGAGCUGAAAAGUGUCGCUGGGAGGAUGGCUACAUCAUGAGUGAUCUCAGGCACACGGAGAAAGGCUUCAAAUGGUCUCACUGCAGCGUCUCGUCUUUCCAUCAUUUCUUAAACGGGGACACCGCGACGUGUCUUUACAAUGCUCCUCACGAGGAUGAAGCACUGCCAAGAGUAUUACCAGGAAAACUGUUGUCGCUCGACGCGCAGUGUCGAAAGGACCGUGGAACGAGCGCCUGCUUUAAAGACGAUCGAGUCUGCGCUCAACUCUUCUGCUUCGACGCUGGUUCGGGCUACUGUGUGGCGUACAGACCAGCAGCUGAAGGAUCUCCCUGCGGAGAUGGCCAAUACUGCCUGAAUGGAAAGUGCGUUGCUGAGCACGAGAACAUCAUUCCUGAUUACACACAGAACGUACCAACGUACGUGCGCCGAGAAAACCUUUACAACGCCGCCACGCAAAGUCGGCCGUUAUACACGCGAUAUAAUACCAGUACAACAGAAUACAGGUAUCCAUGGGAUAGUACGACACGCAGCACGUACCAGUCAAAGUAUAAAUACACGACGCCGUACUCGAAUACGAUCGCGUCGACAACUACGACGACGGCGUCGCCAAGCCUGGCGACGUCGCACUAUACUACGGCCUCGACGCCGUACACGCGCUACACCCACUCGACCGUCAGUAACUUCAUUACCGACGAUUACAAUAAGAAAUACAGUUACAGUUACAACAAUGACUAUAACAAUAACAAAAAUAACCAUAACGCAUACACCACUGCCACGACCAGAAGGACGAAUCCGUACGAUUACUCGCGAACUUACAAUUCGAAAAAUAGCGACAGUCCAAACGACGUUAGUUACGUUCCAAAAGUCACGCCGUACAGGUAUAAGACUACCGUCAGAUCGACGUCGCUCGCUACGACGAGUACCAACGCCGCCCAAUACGGUCCGCAAACUUACGGUCAUGAAACAGAGGCCGGUGAAUGCCAGGACGUGGGGACGGAUUGCGCAGAGCUGAUCGACAGGCUGAGGACAUGGCUGUGCCAUCUGCAAUCAGUGAAAAGUCGCUGUUGCGCGUCCCUCAAGACGAUUUGCUGAAAAAGUGGCUCGAAAUCGCGCCGAAACGGAAAAGAGAUGAAAACCCGAAAGAAAGACACACGGAGCGACCGAGAGCGACAAGCUAUAAAGAUGCAGUGCGGGAGUAGUGAGGACGCCGAGGUGCUCUCGUCAUGGGCGAAGCGCAACGACUGUUGAUAUAAUGCGAUCGAUUCGUCACACAGAAACGCGUCCGGCGAAUUGUUUUUUCUUUAUUUUUUUUUUCCUCCAACGAAAGACGGAGCGAGCUGAAUGAAUGUGAAAAAAAGAAAAUAACGCGAGAAAAGCCGAGCGAGGACGGAGGAAAGCUGACGAGAGAGAAAAAGGACACGACGACGCGAGUCGAAAGAGACACAUGGAGAUUUUCCCUUUUCUUCCAACAUCACCUACCACCUGUACCUCAGCCCGUGCCUUCUCUCUCUCUCUCUCUCUCUUCAUUCCUCGGCUUCCACUGUAUUUUUCUUUCUCUCUCCUGCUCUUCCGCUUGCGCGUCGUGUUGAUGGAGCGCGUAGAUCCGUGAUAUUUUUCAAGAAAAAGAGAGAGAGAGACAGAGCGCGAGAGUGAGAACGAGAGAGCAAGAGCGAAAGAGAGAGUGAGAUCGUUCAUCCGCUUUCGGGACGAGCUCGCGACAGCUUAACGCACCCUUUUUUCGCACUGAGGAAUCGCGAGGAAUGCCCCUUGAUUCUCAAUCUUCCCUUCCCCUUACCCCCUUCUACCCCCUGUACUCUUCCUCCCACACACUCUUUUUUUACGUCUGAGUCUGUAUUUAUGUGCGAUAUCGUCGAGACUUGACUCGACGCACGAGAGCGUAUUCCCAAUUUAUUUUAUUUUGUGUUUUUUUUUACUAUAAAGUACGUUUUUUGCGUCGAAUAUGCGCACAACGACGACGUCGCGAUACGAACCCGGCAGUUUAUUAUGUUUGUUACCAUCGGAGCAGCAAAAAUUACCGGCGAAAUCUUGUAAACGAAAUCUUUGUAGCAUAAAAAUAAACAGUAG